Messenger RNA from Oreochromis niloticus (Nile tilapia), 2994 nucleotides. RefSeq lists its product as uncharacterized. The transcript has 7 exons. Bases 662 to 1897 code for a protein of 411 amino acids. The record is from RefSeq and is a predicted model, not a curated record. NCBI's taxonomy places the organism in Eukaryota, Metazoa, Chordata, Actinopteri, Cichliformes, Cichlidae.
UGGAAACAGGUUGGUUGUGUGGAAUGAGAAUGAGAAUGGAGUGCCACCUUGUUCCCCUUCGUACAUUAAAUUGGUCUCGAUAGGCAGUUGGUAGUGGUGUGUAUGUGAGUGGACGUUUGCUGCUAGCUGCGUUAGCAUUAGCCAGCCGCCUGCGCUUCGUAAGUACGUCAAAAACCAUUUUUUCCCUCCCUCUUACAUGAAAUUUGGUCUCGAUAGUCAGUUGGUAGCCGUGUGUGUUUCAUGGUAACAUUUGAAUGUGUGGGUUUUGCGUUAUUUUGAAGCGUGGUUUGCCCAACUAAAGUUAACGUUAGCCCAUAAGUUGGAUGCGCGCGCUUGUGUGUGUGUAAAUUAGCCACAUGUGUGUAUUGUUAUAGCUCGCUGUGUUACGUUAGCAUGCAACUGAACAUGGUAAUAAUUAAAAGGGGUGAUAGUUAAGUAGAAUCAGAUUUCAUUGCAUUUUUGUAAAAAAUGAAACUACUGUCCUACUUUUGCUUCGAGGGAAAACUGCCAGCUGGAUACCUGAGCUUGGACUCUAUGAACUUGAUGAAAAUGCUUCUGACCUGUUCAGUUGCCAUGAUUUGAACAAACUUGAUGAUUAUCAUCCACUUUAUUCUUACCAGAGAGGUACUCGGUGGCUCAUUCCUCUUAAACACACACCAACAUGGAACUUGUGAAAAACUAUGUCAAGAAAGCAAUGCCAUCGCUCAGUAGCGAUCAGAUGGAUACACUCAUGGCUAAACUGGAGGAAUUAGGAGUUCUCUCUGUAGAUGACCUGAGCCUUGUGGACCCGGAGGACAUUAAAGACACUCUGCCAUUCAUUCAGUGCAAAAGAUUCGUCAGAGCUGUCAAAGCAUUGGAAGCAGAUUCACAAACUCCACCGCGGUUCACCCGGCCUGGCCCCUCAUCAACACCUGAACCACAGAGGUUUCAGCUGCCCUCAACACCACCUGAGACAACCGACUCCCCAUCCCAAGACACAUAUUCUGUACCAUGGCAUAAAUUUCCCUCAAAAGUCAUGGAUGAGUUGCGUGAAAAAAAGUACAUAAUGGGGAAAGACAGACGAGAGAUGGUUCGGAUCGUCGCUGAAGAUUACCUCCAUAAACACCCAGGAAGACCUGGUAGACAAAAGCUGAGGGAACUUGCCAGUAUGAUUGUAGGACAAUAUCCUGCCUCCUUCAAGCUGACAGAGCCGUUUGGAAACAAACCUUUUGCAAAAGAUGGUUCUGAAACUCUCUUUCGUCAGCUGGAACACAGAAUUGAAAAUAUGAAGAGGCCACAAAGCUCACUGAAGAGGCAAGCAGGGGGUGAAAAUUCAACAAAGAAAAGGCCCAGGAAUUCAGAUCUGUAUGGAUGUGUGGCGUGGGAUCCAAUCAUUGAGGGGGCCGUGUGUAGAGAAGACCUGCUGUCUAAACGAGAUGAGUUGAAACGUGCCUUUCAAACCCAGGAUCUUCAGGAGUCAUCUGUUCGAAAAUUGAUGACUGAAACAUAUCCCAUUCAGCGUGAAAUCCUCAACGAUGAUGAUACCACUAUUGCCGUUGUAAAGGACGAGUGGCCGUUCCUGUUUGAAGUUCCUCACCUGUUUGAUCAUGCAUCUAAACUCCUUGGCUUCUCUGUACAAAACAAGCUGGCACAGGAACUUUCCAAAAAAGAAAAGGGGAUCAAUGACUUCCUUGACUCCAAAGGGAUGAAGACGGGCGAAGGUCCAAUACAGCUCAUCUGUGGCAUUUCAAAAUACUUCAAGGAAGACUCUUAUAAACUCUUCCACAAAAAAGAGAUCUCUGCAGAUCCUGAAGUCGAACUCCCAGUGACCCCAUGCAUCCUAAUCAGAGGUGACCAGCAAUUCAAGAUUGCUGUUGAUGGGUCAAUGACCACAUCACCUCUCCCAUUGUGGCCUUGAGCUACGUCUUCUCCAUGUUUUAUGUCUGCAACGUCCAAUACCCACCGGAGAUGGCUUUUACUCUCGAAUUCAUGCAAAGAGUUUUCUUUGGGGUCAAUCCUGAGCGAGGCUCCAAGGCAGAGAAGAAGGGGAAGAAACGGCACUUCAUUCCUCCACAGGUGUGCAAGCUGGUUUCUCAGCUGAAGGAAUUUGAAUGCAAGCAGAAGGAAUCUGAAUGGGCCAUUUGAGCUGUUCUCAGAGCUCAGAAAAUACCUUUUUGGACUGAAUGUACACACACACACACACACACACACACACACACACACAAAGGCAAAUCCAAAAACAUGGGGCUUGGGAGUAGAAAUACAGAUUUUUACAGUAUUAGGUGAGUUCAGAUGUUUUAACUAGAUGCCCACAACACACAUGCUGCAGUUUCAAAUCCCCCAUGUUAAGGGGGAGGGAAGGUGGGCGAUAUUUGUCAUUCCGGUUAAGCUUUUCCUGUCAUUGUGGAGUUGGAGGUGUAAGUUUUAAUUUUUUUUGUAGUUUUAAGUUGUUUUAAGAGUUUUAAAAAUCUCUUUAUGGCAUGUUGCACAGUCAUCCUUCUAAGGUCAUGGUUGUUAUUGCUGCACUGAUGUUUUAUAGAAAAGUUGUAUAAUGUAAUACUUCUAAUGUUCUAUUUGUUUUUUGUAGAAAGGUCAGCCACUGGUUGCAGAGCUCUGCCUGUCGGUGUGAUAUGUGGAGUUGGAGGUGUAGGUUUCUGCAUCCUCCUGGAGGGGGCUCCUCAUUUUGCACUGACAGGUGAGACAGCAACAGCAAUGCUGGCAGUUUUAUUGUCUUAUUUUGUCAUUGUCUUUAACAAAUCAAUUUGUUAUUAAUGCCUGUCAGCCUGUGGAUGCUAAAAAGUUGCUAGAUUUGGCAUCUCCCUGUUAAAGGACAUGGCUGUACUUCUUUGAGAGAACAGCUGGUUUAUGUAUGUAAAAUUUCUCUGAAUGUGAAGGUGAUGUUCUGAAUGUUUUAAUGGUUGUAAUGUAAAUAUUGCAAAUCAUUCACCACAAAAAGUGAAAUCACUUUAAAGCACUGGCAGCUGUUAAAGGAAAUAAAUAAUUGCUGUGAUUCUA